AUGGCCAGAAAUUGGAGAACUACGAGAUCAACUGAUUAUGUGUACAGUGGUUUAGAAAUAAGCGCAGGAAGAACGCGGUUAGAGAAAUUGGAUAGAGAAGUACAUCCGAAAACGUUGCUCUGUCAUGAUAUGAAAGGUGGCUACCUAGAAGACAGAUUUAUAUAUGGAUCAGAAUCUUAUGAUUCUUACCUAUUUUAUCACUGGAGUGUUAUUGACACUUUUGUGUAUUUUAGUCAUCAUUUCAUAACUGUGCCCCCUUUUGGAUGGAUUAAUGCAGCACAUAAUCAUGGUGUAAAAGUUCUUGGUACUGUAAUUACGGAAAGAGAAGGUAUCUGGGAUGUUAUACUUGAAUCUCAUGAAGAAGUAAGAAGAUUUGCAGAUGCACUAAUACUUGUUGCAAAAUUUUAUAAGUUUGAUGGCUGGUUAUUAAAUAUUGAAAAUACCAUUAAAAGUGAGCAAGUUAAUAAUUUAAUUUAUUUUGUAAAAUAUCUAACAGAAAAUAUUCAUGAAGCAAUUAGAAAUUCUGAAAUUAUAUGGUACGAUAGCGUAACCAAUGAAGGAAAAUUAAAUUGGCAAAAUGAGCUUAACAGUAAAAACAUAGAUUUCUUUUUAAACUGCGAUGCCAUUUACUUGAAUUAUAACUGGACGAAAUCAAAAUUGAAAAACAGUUUGGCACUAGCAAAAACUCACAGUCGAGAUAUUCAUGAUAUUUAUGUAGGAUUUGAUAUUUGGGGAAGAGGUUGUCCUGGCGGUGGUGGAUUUAAUUCAUCAUAUGCUUUACAAAAAAUACGACACGAAGGACUUUCUGUUGCACUUUUUGGUCCAGGUUGGACUCACGAAUUUUUCGGAUCUAAGACAUUCCAAGAAGUAGAAGAUCUAUUUUGGGCACAGUUGUUUCCUUAUUUAUAUGUUCAUGUACCUAUCUACGAAGAAGAAGUAUUCAAAACAUCAUUUUGCCGUGGCAGUGGUAGCAUGUAUUAUCGCUGUGGUCAGGUAUGUCAAAUUUUGACAAACACAUUAUUUUUAACAAACUGAAUUUAUCAUAAAAGAUAUAACUUAGAAAACACGAAGUUGGCACCCUGCUGAGGGUAGCCACCCACAUGCUAUAUUUAUUUUUAUUUUAUUUUUUUUAUUACCAAUGAGAUAUAACACUUUACCAAAUGUCCUUCAUGACAAA
Bombus pascuorum is the source of this 1177-nucleotide messenger RNA. RefSeq names its product cytosolic endo-beta-N-acetylglucosaminidase-like. Gene Ontology annotation, cellular component: cytoplasm. The coding region runs from base 1 to 1035 and encodes 344 amino acids. Gene Ontology annotation, biological process: protein deglycosylation. Gene Ontology annotation, molecular function: mannosyl-glycoprotein endo-beta-N-acetylglucosaminidase activity. The record is from RefSeq and is a predicted model, not a curated record. Lineage: Eukaryota; Metazoa; Arthropoda; Insecta; Hymenoptera; Apidae. The transcript has 4 exons.